This is a messenger RNA of Magallana angulata, 2078 nucleotides long. RefSeq lists its product as uncharacterized. The transcript is spliced from 12 exons. Bases 94 to 1296 code for a protein of 400 amino acids. The record is from RefSeq and is a predicted model, not a curated record. NCBI's taxonomy places the organism in Eukaryota, Metazoa, Mollusca, Bivalvia, Ostreida, Ostreidae.
CUUUUCUUCCCCGUGGAGAGCCCCUGGUGAAGCUUUACAUAGUAUGGAACCUGUCAGUACAGUGCCACUGAAAGACAACCGUCGAAAACAACCAUGUGUCUAAAGUUUGCUCCGGAAGUAUUCGUUUUAAUUUUUCUCUUUGCAGACAAUGUUCGCGGGCAAUGUAACCUAGAGGGAGCACAAGUCUGUCUGGCCAACAUCAGCAUUCCCGACCAAAACACCCAAGACAUACGGGAGGCCUGUCAGGCGUAUAAAAAUGUAGACUCCUGCCUCUCCCCAUUCCAAGCCAGCUGUCAGCAGGACCCAAGCUACCAGGAAAUGAUCUCGGGGUUUGCCGUUAUAGAGAGUUACUGUGUCGGUAAUGAAAACUGCGACCCGUCUAAAUGUUACCAAAUCGUUGGAAUAGACAUAUCUGGAGCUAGUCAGCCAUCUCAGGACACCAACAAAUGCGCAAAAUAUGCUGAUUUUAAGAAGUGCGUGGAAAUCCAAACUCCUGCGUGUGAAGGGAACAUUAUGUUAAGCAUGUUAAACGAGACCUACGCCGCUCUAACAAUAGCAUGCACGGAGGAAAUCAAUCCGGGUGCCAUGACCCCUGAUUGUGAUAUCCAGGCCUUUGGAAAGUGUGUGGCUGAGUCAGGCAUAGACCCAGGAACUCUGCAGAAAAAAUACAACUGUGAUAUAUUAAAAGCAACGUCAGCUUGCAUCUCAAAAUUUGAAUCCAAAUGUAAGGAACACUCUAUGUACUCAGCCAUGGCCUCGGAGAUUAAACAACUUAUAAAGGGUUGUGAAACAAUCUGUAGAAUUGACGGGUGUUUGGCUGGGUUAGAAUUUCCUGUUGACAAUUGCAUAAACAUAAACAAUUCUAUAGCUUGUGUAGAAGCAAAGAAAUACGAAUGCCAAGAAGAUCCCUCUUUGCUAGACACCGUCGAUGGGCUCAACAAACUCUGUACUGAAAUAUCAGGAAAGCGAGAACAAUCAGCUUACAAAACCUGCUUUGAUGAGGCAAAAAUUAAUACAAAUUGUCAGAAAAUCUUGGAAACUCUACCAGAAAAUGACAGUACAGACAAAGUCUGCCAAACAGUUACAGAGUAUUCCAUGUGCGCUAAGAGGUCUCUCUCAGGGUGUGACGGCGAGGUAGAGGACUUUGUUACAGACACGUCGAAGAAACUCAUCAGCCUGAGAACCAGGCGGAAGAAUGGCAUCGAGUGUCCAACAAGUAGCGGAAGAGCUUUCAUUCCAACAUCAUGGAUAGCUAUUACAGGGCUUCUAGUAUUCUUGACAAUGAAUGCUCAGUAAAUUUGGAUGUCAGAUACCACCUGUUAUUAGCUUUUUAAUCUCUCAGGCAUAUUCUUAUUUACCUUCAAUGUUUGUGUAUUAAAUCUUCGACAACCAUUGGGAAGUUAAUUACAUUACCAAAAAUUCAUGACAAUGUAUAUCAUAUACAUGUAUAACAUUUUGUCGUAAUUGCCACGUUAUUUAGUAUAUUAGGUAUAAAUAUUGAUCAAAAAUCGGCUGCACUUGCAAUAGUAAAGAAACAUUGGGGGACAACAUGCAGUACUGUCAUAUAAAAGUCACUUGAGUGAAUCCGAUGAAUUACUUGCUCAUUAAAAAUGUUUUAUGAAAAUGAUUUUGGGGUUACACUAAUGAGAUGAGGCAUAUUUGAUAUUUCAAUGUAAUGCUAAUUAUGAUUAUAAGCCCACAUAAAACUUUAUUUAUAGCAAUCUGUAUUAUAUGUUUUUGUACCAUGUAGUGUUAUUGAACACAUCAAUUAGAGGAUCGACCUGACAUAAGUAUGAAUGUCAGAUGAAUAAAUUCAACUCAUAUGAACUAAUUGACCCUUCAAACUGUUGCCUUCUUUUUGUGAUAUAUUUAUCAGCUUGGAUUUCUGAACACAUGUUAGCUGUUGAUCUUGAAUGUUUCAAUAUUUACUAGUUUUGUACAUGCCAUUGCGAAUUGGUUGUUUAAUGUAUCACAUUUGUAUUUGAAAUAAAACUCUCCAACCUUUCAAUUUGAAUGAGCUGUGUUAAAAUUAAUGUUCUUUGAUAAGGCAAUCAAAUCGCAGUGCAUACCAUUUAUUU